CUUAUAUCUCAUCGGAUCAGAGAUUUCAGUCUGUCCUUGGCUAAGUUUGCACUGUUUUCCUCAGUUUCCCAAUUCCAAUUCCAAUUCCAAUUCCAAUUCGUCGUCAAAGAGGUACCAGAUUUGUCUUGGUAGUGGAAAGAUUCACCUCGCAAUCGCAACCGAUCAAUUGCCCAUAGCAUAUACAAAACACGGACACCAUUCUCAAUCACCAGCCUGCGAAAUCAGAGAUUGUGAUGGACCCUUCCAUUAUGAAGCUCCUCGAAGAGGACUAGAUUCUCUCUUUCUUGGACCCUUCCAUUAUGAAGCUCUUCGAAGAGGACGAGGACGAAACAAUGCAUUCAGGGGCGGACGACAGUGCGAGUCCUUCAUCAAGGAUCAGUGUUUCACUUUUGAAGAUUUUGGAACUUAAAGCCUGUGACUAACUUGCAUGCAUUCUUAGUGGCUUUAUCUCAAGGAAGCAAUCACGCUUUCAGUCAGUUAUUUCCACAGUGGCAAACUUCCAGCCAAGAUGAAAAUGCCAAUUUUCAAAAUCAUCAAACAGAACAGGCAAUGAACCCAAUGAACUGUGGAAAACAAGUUCCAUUUGCCAUGCUGCUUCCGGUCUUACAACCCCAACUUGAUAAAGACAGAGCCAUGCAACUUCAUACUCUUUAUAAUAAAUUAAAGAAAAAUGAAAUAUCCAAAGAUGGAUUUGUCCGGCACACGAGAGCUAUUGUAGGGGACUUGAGGCUCAAGAUGGCAGUGUAUAAAUUGCAAGUCCAGGCUGCUCGAAAUUCAAAGACUGGACCCAACCAAUUCUCAUUACAGUCUCAAGUGUCUGCGCAACAACAUCAUCUGAAAAUGCCACCUGUUGGUGCCCAACAGGGAAUGGCUCCCCAGUCAUUUGCACAACUUCACCAGAAGGGUGUCACCUCUCCUACAGACCCCUCUCAUAUUCCUUCUUCUGCAGCUCAACUGAAGACUGAUUCAAGCAAUGCAGCGACGGAUAAUAAUGGUAAAAAAUCCCAAGAGAUGGAACGCCAUUUAGAUUCACAUGGUAUGCCGGCAAGCCAAAUGUCUUCAUCCAGUUUGAGUAACAUAAACCAAGAAAGGGAGCGGUCCACAAUCCCCAUACAAGGACUUAGCAAGCAGCAGCAACAAAAUUUGCACUUCUCACAAUCAUCUUUUCCCAUUUAUGGAAGUACAGGUGGUAAUUAUGGUCACCCAUUUUCUGGAACAAAUGUUAAUUCUUCAGCAGCAUCUCUCAAACAACAGCCCCAUGAUUCACAAAUGAGGCAGGGUCCUGUUCAUCAAAGUAUUGAUGCAACUCAGUUAGGAACAUCAACUCAGGUCAUGAAUGUGUUGAAUGUGCCUAAUUUUGAGAGACAAAAUCCUUUUAGUGAACCGAAGAGAGUGCACGGUGGAACUCUAACCCAUUUGACAAAUAAUUCAACUUUGCAACAGAAUUCAGUUCAAUGGCAAUCAUCAACCGGUAAAGAGCAGAAAAAUGGUGCUCUGUCAUCAAUGACUCACGUUAAACAAGGGCCAGUUGAUCAGGGGAAUGAGCAACAGCACAAAUCACAGUUGUCUUCUCCUCAGGGGUUGUCUUUCUCUCCUUUACAGGUUGAACGUGGGAAUGCAAUUACAGGAACUUUAGAAGAUGAAACUCUUGCGGCGCAGCCCUCGAGGAUGUCUAUCACUGCCCAGCUGGGCCAGGACCCUAAUAUCUCGGCGAAGGUGGUUGUUGUGGAUGGUUUUCAAGGGGAAGUGGGUACAACUAAGCGGCACCUGAGCUUGCCUAGCGAUGAGCCUUCCCAGAGAAUGAAGGUACAAAGGUCAACUAUCCUUAAUGAUAUUUCUAUUGCGCCUAGGGCGGCAGGUGUGUCUUCUGAAGAGGAGAACUCUGCUGAUGAUUUGCUUCUGCGUCGUCGGUUGCAGGGACAAAGUAAGGCUAAUGGUUUUAGUGAUUUUGAAAGUGAGGAUGACGAUGGGGAUAACUUAGAGGCUAAUCUGAAUGCGAGAGAUGGUGACGUUGCUAGGGUUACAUUUGAGCAGGCAUAUGUUCCUAUUGAUAAGACAAGAUCUCAGGUUGUUGCGCCAUGUGUUGAGAAUAGAGUGACUUUUGCGACUCCUUUGCUGCAGUUAGGUCACUUGGUGGCACAUUCAGUUGAGUUUGCUUCUGGUGGAGUCCCCACCAUCUCUUUGUUUAAUGGGAGUAGUAGCUUGUCAUCGGUUGAUGCUCGUCCUAGUUUACCUUUAGUUGGUGCUCAGGUUAGCCUGCCUUUAGUGGAUAUGCAGCCUGGUACUUUGCCUGCUUUGUUUGGAGUUGCUACCAUUUUGCCACUUGAUGAGAGUGGCAGUUGUGUUCAAGAUGAGACUAAUGUUCCUAGGAUUCGCUGUGGCGGUCAAGCGAGUUUACCUUCUGUGGAUGGCGAGUUUACUGUGACUCGUCUUGAUGAUGGCUGUAUAUCCUUGGCAGGGCCUGAUGGCAGGGAGCGGGUUCUUGAUCCCAAGGUACUAUUUGCUGGCGUGCGGGGCGAGUAUUUGCCUAGGCUGAACUUUGUUUUUGAUCACAGGCCAAGCACUUUCAUGCGUUUGGAAGCUGUGUUCUUAAGACGCUAUUUAUUGGAGGCAUUCUGCGAUAUGCUUAGAGAGUUUCAUGGCCUUACUUCGGAGACUUCUAUUGACACAUUUCAGUCAUUUCGGGCUGCUGUGGCUGAGUUUCAGCGGCAUGAGUUUGAGGUGAGCUGGCUUAGAGAAAGUUUGUCUCGCAUGGAGGCUCAAGUGAAGAAUCGUCGGCUCGAGGUUGAGUUGGCAGAAAUGGACCAGCUUUUGAUGGGGACUGCGUUAGCUAGGGAGAAGGCCAUGAUGGAGUUAGAGCGGACGACUAAGGUGCUGGCAGAUGUGGACUUGGUGAUUUCGAGUUUGAGGGAGAGGAGAGCCGUUGUAGAGGCUCAACUUGUCAGUGUGGAAGGGGAGGUUUUUGACUUAGAUAGCCAAAUAGGUCCAAGUUAGGCGAGUCAAAGAGUUUCAUCAUGUGAUGAAGAGUUGAGCUAACAUUUUUGUGAUGAAAAACCCUAUGUACUAUAUACAUUAUUAUUAUUAUGUGCUGGAGAGUUGAGAGCUCAUGUGAUAGUGAGUUGAGCUAACAUUUUUUGUGAUGAAAAACCUUCAAGUACUAUGUACAUCAUUAUUAUUAUUAUUUAUUUAUUUUUGUUUUUUA
Camellia sinensis is the source of this 3202-nucleotide messenger RNA. RefSeq lists its product as uncharacterized. Gene Ontology annotation, biological process: transcription initiation at RNA polymerase II promoter. The record is from RefSeq and is a predicted model, not a curated record. Gene Ontology annotation, cellular component: transcription factor TFIID complex. NCBI's taxonomy places the organism in Eukaryota, Viridiplantae, Streptophyta, Magnoliopsida, Ericales, Theaceae. Gene Ontology annotation, molecular function: DNA binding; RNA polymerase II general transcription initiation factor activity.